GUUUUUGUUUCGAAUCCGUUGAAGAUAGUCGCAGUAGUUAAGUUAGCUGGUCUGAUUAAAGUUUUAUAGAAGCUAGUAAUGUGAAAUUGUGUGAAUAAUAAUUAUUAACUUGUUAUAAAAGAGUGUUUUAAGCUGAAUUUAUGUCCAAGGAAACAAAUAUCGUUUCCUGUCUCGGUACAGAGCGACGUCACUUAUAAAUUUGAAUAACAAACAUUAAUAACAAACCAUGAGUCAUACUAGCUUACAAUUCAUCGAUCACAAUCAUAAUGGAACGAUUCAUGGCACAAUCAAUCGCUGAGAAAUAAGAACAACAAACUAUAAUAUGGAGUGAAAAGCCAUUAGUGUUAAUAAAAGUACGAGUAUCUGGAAUUCUGGAUGAUGCAACUACUGUUCUGUUGUUACUCUUCAAUGUUUUGAAUGAUUGGGAGUGCUGUCUGUGUUGAGGUUAUGAUCCUUAAACAAGUGUGACGUCACAAAUUGAUGGUGUCGAAAAAUCAUACGAUACUGGUUUCUGCGCUCUGAUUGGUCAGCGUCGAAUCUGACGGUGUGUUAUUUGCCCGCCUUCACCGUGCCACCACCCACCGUGCCGGCCAACGAUUGGCUAGCUGUGGCUGUGACGUGAAGAAAAAGUGCUGGCUGACGAGCAGGAGUGAUUCCUCAAUUCGUGAAAAAGAUUUUUGGUCCAGUAAAUGUAGCAUUUUUUGCUAAAAAUUAUUUUCAAAGUUUGCAAUUGGUGUACGACCCUAGGUUACGGGUGUUCAAAACGAAAGUAAACAAUGGACGGAAGCGCAGGAGGCUGGGAUAGUUUCCAGCCUUCGGAUGCCAUUGGGAUGGACAUUGGCGAUAGUGUCCUUAAAACUGACGAUCUCGACAUCAAGGAUAUUGCUGAUAUGUAUCAACUCAAUGAGGAAAAACUGAUGAACCUCAUGGGUGAAGAUUUCCUCAGUCAGUACAGCUGGGAAGAGAAUGUGAUUGAAUCAAUUUCGUCGCCAAAUUCCACCUCUUCGCAGUUGCUUAGCUCACUCAGUGAUUCAUCUGGACCAUCAUCGGCCCUGGACAUUAAACAGGAGGAAGUCAAACUACUGCAAAGUAACGCACUCAACUCGACGAGUUUGCUUGCAGGGCAACCACAUCAGCAGUCGCAACAACAACAACAGUUUUACAGCAAUCUCGUUUCCAGUGAUCCCAUGAUUUCGGUUGCCAACAUAGCUCAAACGGUGCAAAAGGUUUCCACUCAGCCCCAACAGCCGAUUAUUAAACAGGAACCGAUACUCAUUCACCAACAACAAGCGGUUAACACCACAACCGCCGCCCCAAUCAUACUUACGCAAAACCGAACAAAUAUCGCUUCGAAUGGAUCAACUAUACUGGUGCAGAAUGCCCGAGCUCCGACCGGCUAUUCCUACAUUAAAACAAUUGCUCCGGCCGUUUCAACCACAACGGUAACACCCAGUGUACCGCAAACGAUACUUCCAGCAGGGGUGCGCGUACAAAAUCUGCUUACGACAACUAAAGCCACGACCACCACUAUUCCUGCGCAGACAACCACGGCAACCACAGUGCCGGUUAUGCAACAAGUCUUCACCUUCCAAAGUGGUGAUAAACAAGUAUUGUUGCAGGCAAACCCAGUCAUGACCACCAGCACCCAGAACAUUCACACCUUGGUGAACACUCCGAAUGGGCCAAUUUUAACAACGGGAAUACCCUUGGUCCUGGAAUCGUCAGAGAAUGCCGGUAAAUUGCAAAUCAACCGUUUGCCACAACAAUCUCAGUCGGCUCAACCGAUCGCUCAGCCCAAGGUAAAGGAAGUAAAACGAUCAGCUCACAACGCAAUCGAGAGAAGAUAUCGAACCUCCAUCAAUAGCUGUAUUGUUGAGUUGAAAAACAUCGUCGUUGGUGUAGACGCCAAGCUGAACAAAUCGGCCAUUCUGCGAAAGGCAAUUGACCACAUCAGACAUUUGCAGAAGCAAAACAAUAGUCUGAAACAGGAGAACAUGUUCCUAAAGAUGAAGAUGACUGAUCGAAAUUCGCUGAAAGAUUUGCUUGCCGCUAACGUAGUAAAUCAGGAUCAGGACCAAAUAACAACGGUGAUGUCGGGACCGAUAACUCCACCAAGGAGUGAUGAUUCAAAUCCAUCUCUUUCGCCGUCGCACAACUCGGAUCAUUCGAUGCCACCUUCACCAUUUGGAACCUCGUCAUCUGCAGCCAGUGGUCACGGUAUGGAGGAAACGCUUAACGAAGAUGAUCUGAUGUCCGGGGUUCGAGGAAUGUCUGCCCACUCACGGUUGACGCUGUGUAUGUUUAUGUUGGCCGUUUUAGUUGUCAAUCCCUUCGGAAGCUUCUUGUCGCAACUGGGCGAGGCCAAUGAUGAACUGGAUGAUGCUGGUACCAGUCGCCGGAUUUUGGCCGUAGAUGAACCAUUUUUCUCCUGGACCAGUCUUUCUUCAUCGAUGCUCAUUUUUGCUAUCAACUUUGCACUGUUGGCAUUCGGUUUGAUAAAAAUGCUCGUUUAUGGCGAUCCAAUUCUACCAGCACGAUCCAAAGCAUCAACCGAGUACUGGAAACACAAAAAGCAAUCAGACGCUGACUUCGAACGAGGUAAUGUCGCGGGUUCUCUGCAGGAAGCCAAACGUUGUUUGACAUCUUUCGGAAUAAACAUUCCCAACAGUCGUUUGGAAACGGUCACAACCACUUGCUGGCAGUUUGUUCGAAUGUUUUUGCACCGAAUUUACAUAGGGCGCUGGCUUUCCCGUCGAACCGGUGGCCUUUUCAAACCUGAAGCUCAAAGGAUGGAUGCAUUGAAUUCGGCAAAGGAACUGGCCCUUCUGUUCCAUCGUCUGAAUCAAAUGUAUCUGGUUUCAAAUCAACCGGAAGCUAACGGUUUGAUGAUGUCCCUGUAUGCUGUCAAUAUGGCGGAGGCAGCUUCAACCGUCAUCUCCCCAGAAGACACUAUUGAAAUUUACAUCACAGCGGCCCUUCGGGUGAAGAAAAGCUAUCCCAAAUUUAUGCACUACUUUUGUCGCUAUUAUCUCUCGAAGGCCAAACAAGUUUACGGCCAAUGUGACCAAGGCAAUUCGAACAAAUUCGGGUGGGCCUUUACAUCGUACGGUUAUCGAUUCUUGACGAAUCAUGCCGUACAGUUCCACAAUCAACCAGAAGAAACCAUGUUCACGAUGCUUGCCAACAAGGCCGAUCCAUUGGAAUACAUGAUGCGAGAUUACCGCGAAAACCUCCUUCAAAAGUCUAUCCAAUGCUUAACCGGUUCUGGUCAGAUCAGCAGAAAACACGCCAACGCUGCCUUCAACCAACAAUCACAAGCUACGAAUGCUCCAGAAACAAACGUCAACAGUAAAAGCGAUUCGGCCAAAGAUGAUCAAUCAGAUAGUGGCAAAGCAUCGAUGCCGAUCAGCAGCUAUCCGUACUCUGGCUGUCAGAUCAGCAACGUGCUCCAUUUUACAGCCCUCCUGAAAGAUUGCCUUAGUCUAGAAAAUCGCACAGGUAUUGUGACGUUCGAUUCAUGCGUUCUGCGGGGCAAUUGCUGUCAGGAUCGUUUAGCCCACUGGUGGUCAAGUUUGCUAAGUAUCGCUGCCUGUUGGUUGCUCGGAGAAGAUCAGGAAGCCGAGCGACUUUAUUCGCACAUCGAGAAUCUUCCUCCAGAACUGGCUAACGGAAGUGAAACGCUACCUAAGGCACUGUUUUCUGCUUUCCAUGCCAAACGAGCGUUAUUGAACAAACCACAGUAUGAUUCGGUUGCGGUUUUCCAAAGCUGCAAUACUGGCAGCCAAUUCCUGGAGGAUAGUUUGACCACUAAUCUAUGCAAGUCACCGCAGCGAUUGAAAAUGCUUGCCCAAUUGCUGGCAUGCGAUUGGCUCUUGGAAGCCCGUACCGCUCUUUGGGAGUCGGACAACGAAAAGUUCCAAAGUGUACGUGGUGAAUACGUCCCAGUUUCGGGAGCAGUGCUGGCCAAAUUCCAAAAGGACCUCAAUUCGUUGAGACUCGUUGUCAACGAGAUUCCGUCCGCCCAGUCCCGAUUGUUCUUGUACGAAGCCGUUUGUAGGCUGAUGGCCGGUGCUGCACCGGGGCCUACCCAGCAGCUACUGGGACACAGCCUGAGGCAGCGUUACUCCCGCGCUUCGAUUAUCUGUAGCGGCAAGGAUCGUAACGGUCAAUUAGAAGGUGGGCGGGAAAGGGCCGCUGCCUUGUACGUAGCUUGCAAGCAUUUGCCAGCACCGUGUCUCUCCACACCCGGAGAAAGAGCCAGCAUGCUGCGGGAAGCCGCCAAAACGCUUGAAAAAAUCGGCGACAAAAAACGCCUCCAAGAGUGCUAUCAACUUAUGCGAUCGUUGAGUAAUGGAACCGUUACGAAUUAGUUUUUUUUUGUUUGACUUUUACUAAAAACUAUUCAUAAAUAUUUAUUAACUGCAGCUUUUAUGAUAAAAACAAAUAAAUAAGAAAAAUUAUUGUUUUCAUAAAAUAAGGUAUAAUUUUAAGACAUACCUUUUAGUUCUGCAACAAACUUUCAUUUGAAGCCUUGUACAUACUAUACAGCAGAACUGCUAUAUAAGUUAAUUAAGCUUGAUCAAAUAAAUGUUGUAAUAAGGUAACUCAGAAUAAAUAUUAUUAAAGUUA
Messenger RNA from Uranotaenia lowii, 4629 nucleotides. It is a transcript of the gene SREBP, whose product is annotated as sterol regulatory element-binding protein 2. Lineage: Eukaryota; Metazoa; Arthropoda; Insecta; Diptera; Culicidae. Gene Ontology annotation, molecular function: DNA-binding transcription factor activity, RNA polymerase II-specific; protein dimerization activity; RNA polymerase II cis-regulatory region sequence-specific DNA binding. Bases 777 to 4370 code for a protein of 1197 amino acids. The record is from RefSeq and is a predicted model, not a curated record. Gene Ontology annotation, biological process: regulation of transcription by RNA polymerase II. The transcript is spliced from 5 exons. Gene Ontology annotation, cellular component: nucleus.